CAAUCUCACCGAACGCAGCCAGGAAGGAACUUUGUAUGUGGGCGAUUCUUUGCCGUUUUGGAUAAUCUUCACGACUUUGCCUGACAAACCCUUUGCCGUUUUUGUCCUCUUUACAGGCUGAGAGUACUAUUCUCCAUCUUUCCUUCAAAACCCUAAUUGCCAUCCUAAUCCCAAUCUCCAGCUUUGAUCUCCUCUCAUCAGAUCGGCUUCGCUGCUACUCAGGGAUAAUGUCUUUUGCGCAAAAUUUUCAGCGGGAAGGACGUACGUUUCAUGGUGGUUAUUGGUCCACAUUUGAUGGAAAUAACUAUAACAGAACUAAUAGGAAAAGAAGCAGGCACAAUUAUUUUCAUAAGAAUUGUGACAAUGACUCCACGGCAAAAUUUGGGGAGCAUGAUGGCAGCUCCAAGUUUUACAACGUGGAUCAUGCUAACUAUAUGAAGUAUGAUGCUGUCCCAUCAUCUUUGAAAAGAAGAAAAUAUUCAGUUUCUACUUGGGAUGAAAGCUGGAGAUACUGUCUUCCACCCCCUACCCAUGAUAAUGCCCCUUCAGCACAUAGUUUUCGACUUCCUCUUAUGAGAUAUAAUGCUGAUACCUCUACAUCAGCUUGCUGCAAGCGUGAUAUCUCUAGGUUUGAAGAUGAUGAACCCAUCUUUAUGUCAAGGGAUGAGAUUGAUAGAUGUUCUCCAUCAAGAAAAGAUGGUAUUGAUGUACUUCACGAGACACACUUGCGUUACUCUUACUGUGCUUUUCUUCAGAAUCUUGGAAUGCGGCUUGAAUUGCCGCAAGCUACUGUUGGAACAGCUAUGGUCCUGUGCCACAGAUUUUUUGUUCGAAGGUCACAUGCUUGCCAUGACAGAUUUUUGAUUGCUACUGCUUCUCUUUUUCUGGCCGCAAAGUCUGAGGAAACACCGCGCCCAUUGAAUAAUGUAUUGCGGGUCUCCAGUGAAAUCCUUCACAAGCAAGAUUUUACUUUGCUGUCCUAUCGGCUUCCUGUUGACUGGUUUGAACAGUAUCGUGAACGAGUGCUUCAGGCUGAGCAGUUGAUAUUGACUACUCUUAACUUUGAGCUUAAUGUACAGCAUCCAUUUGCUCCUCUUACAUCUGUUCUUAACAAGUUAGGUUUAUCACAUGCUGUCUUGGUGAAUCUGGCAUUAAAUUUGGUUAGUGAAGGGGUCUUCACAAGAUUAGCAUGCUGGCCUGUUUGAUAAAUCUUAGCUGGCGGAUUGAUAUGCUCCUCAUGGAAUCUUUUGUUUUUACGUCUGAAGUUGAACUGCUGAUGUCUAGUGGAUUGCUUUACCCUGAAAAUGCCCCAUCGACUUUUUUUUGGGUUGCCCAAAAUUGGCACAAGACACCCAACCCAGAUUUACCAUCUAGGCCAAGCUUUUAUGCUGGUGACCUUUUGUCAUAUGGCUCACCGUUGCUCAUUUUAUAACAAGGGUGCAAAGAAGGUCAUGAACUCUGAACCAUGCUGGGAAUGGGCUGAAUGAGUGAUCUAAAAGUUAAAAAUCAACACAAGGGAAUAAACUUUUCUGAAAUUUGGAAGCAUAGUGGGUCCUUUUUUGUUGUUGUUAUUAUUAUUAUUAUUUUUUUUUUAAUUACAUAGGGCAAGCAAGUGCUUGAGCAGUUGAGCUAACAGUGGGAUAUCACCAAGGAUGGGUUAUAUGCUGCUUGGCCACGAGUUCAUUGAUGGGUCUUCUAUUUUCAUGAUUUAAUAAAAUUUUAACAAAUAUAUAUUUAAGAAUAUCGUAGUUGAAUUUGGAGACAAAUUGACUCUUUAGUCCUGAAACAAUAUCAUAGCCAGGCAUGGGAGUGUUUCAACUGGGUCCAAUUUACUUAAUUGAUCCAAAAGAAAAUUGUUUCUGGGUGGGGUUCUACAGAAUUUUUUUUUGGGGGAAUAUUUCACAAUGUGAGUGGAGUGGUAUAGUUGUUUUUAAGAUGGUUCUUGGGUUCUUAUUCUAGAUGUUAGCAUCUGAGGGCUUCAAUUUGGUUCUAGUUUUAACCUUUUUUCCAUCGUAUCAAUGUGCUGUUAAUGCACACUUUUGGUAAUCCUGUGUGAAAGGGAUUCCCUUUCUUUUGUUUAUUUGCAAUGUCUAUUUUGUCCUUGUAAUCAUCAUUAAACAGUUUUUGUUCAUAUUUAUUAUUCUUGAAAGGAUGUUAGGGCGACUUAUCAUCCUCAAAAUCAUUUUCUCUCUCUUCAUUUUGUAUUCCUUCACUUCUCAUUUUGGGUAUCAAGAUCAGGUUAGUUAUUUAAUGACUUAAAAUUGUAACUCGAAGUCUGUCCAUUCAGUCACAUUAUUGAAUUUGUAUCUCAUGCUUCUUCAACUUUGAAUUUAUUGUCAUUGGUAUAUAUCUAUGCCCAAAAAUUUAGCAGCAGAACAAAGUUUUUUGGACCAAUAUGGAAUAUAUACCUAUAGAUAUAUUAGACAUAUGUUGAUACGUACUUUAUGAACCGAAAUAAGGUUUUUAUUUGUCUUGUUAUCACAAGCACGUUGCCCAGUGUGUAUUUGACACUUGAAACAUGAGAUUUUGAAAACCUGGGUAUAUGGCAGUGCUGUUGUCAUGCAACAGUAGAGUGCCUGUUAGUUUGCUGUAAAUUUGUGACGCUUAUUUGAAAUUUUCUUGUCAUAUUUGUUGUCUCAUUGCUUUACAUUGUUUUCAUCUUCUAUAGCAUCUUGAUUACCUGAGUAAAAGGAUUUUUAACUUGGGUAGAUCAUUUAUAAAAGAAAGCUUUCAUUGUUGUGAGUAAACUAUGCAAAUGUAUACAUGAAUUGGAGUCUUUGGUUCGUCAAGGGGUUGAGAAAGGGAUAACUUUUUCUUUCCCCUUUUGGAUUAUAUGAUAAUGAUAAUAAUUUUGAUCUUGGUUCACAUUGUUCUGCACUGAGUGCUGUUAAACUUAUAAUCCAGUCCAUCUUUGUCUCGUACUCUUUAGAAGAAGAUUGUUGUCUUUUGUUCUUAUCUAGACCUCUCUGGUCCCUCAAAGAAGAGAGAAAAAAGAAAGGGUGGGCCUUUAGUGCAGUGCAGUCUAGGUACCUUCUUGCAAGCUACAAAAAUACACUUGCUCACAGGAGAAAGUUGGAGUGUUUGUCUUCACCAAAAGGACGGUGGGGUUUUUUUUUUUUUUUUUUUUUUGGGGGGGGGGGUUAAAAUCUGUGCCAGUUUUGUACAGGCAAACUUAUGUUUUGCAUAAUGUCUCUCUUGUCCACAUCAAUGAAGCUCCUGGCCAUUUAGAAGCAAACUGUUGUGUCCAGCACUCAUCAACAAACUUACUACUAUUGUAUAUUGAUUGUUCUUUUGGGCAAGGAUAAUCCAAAACUUAAUAUAUUUAAUGCUGGGUAUCAUGUAAUGAUGCCCAAAGUUUCAGCAUUUAUCCACUAUCUGGAUAUUAUUCUGUAAUUUGGAAUUAGAUGCAUCUGUUAUGAGAAUUCCGAUAUGCAUGUUAGCAAGCC
Molecule: messenger RNA, 3446 nt
Organism: Prosopis cineraria
Lineage: Eukaryota; Viridiplantae; Streptophyta; Magnoliopsida; Fabales; Fabaceae
Product: cyclin-T1-4-like
Exons: 6
Coding region: 228-1205 (325 amino acids)
Biological process (GO): regulation of transcription by RNA polymerase II; positive regulation of DNA-templated transcription, elongation
Cellular component (GO): nucleus; cyclin/CDK positive transcription elongation factor complex
Molecular function (GO): cyclin-dependent protein serine/threonine kinase activator activity
Source: RefSeq, a predicted model, not a curated record